Molecule: messenger RNA, 1970 nt
Organism: Trichomycterus rosablanca
Lineage: Eukaryota; Metazoa; Chordata; Actinopteri; Siluriformes; Trichomycteridae
Product: NADPH oxidase 4
Exons: 18
Coding region: 1-1704 (567 amino acids)
Biological process (GO): defense response; superoxide anion generation
Cellular component (GO): NADPH oxidase complex; plasma membrane
Molecular function (GO): superoxide-generating NAD(P)H oxidase activity
Source: RefSeq, a predicted model, not a curated record
AUGGGUCUGGCUGUGAAGAGCUGGCUGGCAAACGAGGGAGGAAAACACUGUGUUCUGGUCACCUGGCUGGGUGUAAGUGUGUGGCUCUUUUGGAGAACAUUCAUGAUGUACUACAGUGAUGCACGGUACUACUACCUCUACAACAUGCUUGGGCUGGGACUUUGCAUCAGUCGAGCAUCAGCGUCUGUUCUGAACCUGAACUGCAGCCUCGUCCUUUUGCCCAUGUGCAGAUCCAUCCUGACUGUACUGAAAGGAAAAACUCAGGUGAAGAGCAGAAAGGUUCGUAGACUGAUGGAUAAGAGUAAAACCUUCCAUGUGGCGUGUGGAAUCUCCAUCUGUAUUUUUUCAGUGGUUCAUGUGGGUGCUCACCUGGUAAAUGCCGUCAACUUCUCAGACAGAUUCUCAGACGAGUUUCCCGACAUCAAUGUGGCACAUCACCGGGGGCAGGAUCCCCGUCUUCUCAUCCUCACCACAGUUCCUGGGAUUACUGGCAUUUUAUUGGUGCUGAUUUUGUUCCUGAUGUUCACAGCGUCUUCACAGAGCAUACGGGUGUGUAACUAUGAGAUCUUCUGGUACACUCACAAUCUCUUCAUUGUGUUCUACAUUAUACUGAUGAUGCACAUACUGGGUGGGGCUCUAAAGUACCAGACGAACGUGGAUGCCCACCCACCUGGCUGCGUAUCAGCCAAUCAGACAAAUGUAAGCUCAGCCACUUUGACGAAUCAAGAUCUGCAGGAAGAAAAGUGCAUGGGGACAGUGGAUAUGUCACCAAAAGUGUGUAGAGAAGAUGCCAAAUUUCAGUCUCACUUUCCAGAGACGUGGCUGUGGGUCCUGGCACCCCUCAGUCUUUACUGUGCCGAGAGGGUCUAUCGUUAUUGGCGGGGUAGUUCUCCUGUUACCGUGGUUUCCGUUUCCAGGCACCCCUGUGAUGUAAUAGAGGUCUGCAUGUUAAAAAGUGGUUUUAAGCCCCGUCCAGGACAGUACAUCUUGCUGAACUGUCCGAGUGUGUCGUCAUUUGAAAACCACGCUUUCACUCUGACAGCGUGCCCAACACAGAACAAAAACACAUUUGGAAUUCAUGUACGGGUGGUUGGAGACUGGACUGAAAGUUUUUCAAAACUCAUGCUGCCUGAGCUGGAGCAUUCUAAAAUCCUAGCCAUGAUGCACCAGCGCACAUACCCCAAGUUGUACGUGGACGGUCCGUUCGGCACGGCGUCUGAGGAAGUGUUUGAUUAUGAAGUAAGUGUGUGUGUGGCUGGAGGGAUUGGAGUUACACCCUUCGCCUGUGUCCUACAAACCCUGCUUGAUGAUUGGCGGCAGUAUAAGCUACAAAGAUUAUACUUUGUGUGGGUGUGUCGAGACCUGCAGUGUUUCCAAUGGUUUGCUGAUUUGCUGUGUAUUGUACAUCACAAGUUGUGGGCGGAAAAUCGACCAGAUUUUUUGAAUAUUCGUCUCUAUCUCACCAAUAGUCAAGAGUUGAAGAGCUUCACAUGGGACAACUACAGCCCUCUCAGUUCCAGGCUUUUAACUGGUCGACCCAGUUGGAGGAACCUCUUUCAGGAGAUAGGACGAGCCAAUAAUCAUAAGAAAGUGGGGGUUUUCUGCUGUGGUCCUAAAAGCAUCUCGAGCGAAUUACACAAACUCUGUAACUCAUUCUCUGCCUCAGGAACUGUUUUUGAGUUUAACAAAGAGUCCUUCAGUUAAUGUGAGGAGACGAAGCACAAUCAGUUAAAAAAGAAUCUGACAGGUUAAUGCAGUCGAAGGAAAGACAACCACCGAGCUGCUCUGUUUCAGGAGAAACGACCAGAGAAUAAAUGGAUUCAAUUCUCAGGAACAACAAUUUUCAGGAAGUGAUUAAGAAAGAGCAAAAAUACUUGGACUUAAACCAAAGAGAGUUUUAUUUAAGCACUGCAUAAUUUGUAUGUUUUAUUUAAUCAUUAUGAAAUGUUUACAUUUAUUUAAAUUUAUGU